UAUUAUUUUAACUAAAAUGUCAUCAAACAAUAAAUUGAAAGGAUCUGUAAAAAGACAAUUAUAUUUAAAAGAAAAUGAUCCUGAAGUUUCAUCAUCAACACAUUCUAAUUUCCCACAAACAAUUAUAAGCAACCAUGAUGCAUGGCGUAAUGAUCAGAUAUGUUUUAUUAAUCUACUAGAAUCACUAAGGAUAAAAGCAGCAAAUCUAUUACGAAGACAAUCCAAUUUCCCCGAUAUAGAUCUAUCAGCAAUAUAUUGUUUAGGAAUUGCUGUUCAAGAAUAUGUUCGUUAUCAAAAUCUGAAUAUUAUUGACGAAAAACGUGCUUUAGAAAACGAGCCUUCAUUAAGUACACUCUUUACGGAAAAGGAUCUCAAAUCACAAUCUUUAAGAUCAAUUCUCAAAAAAUAUCAUUCUAUUUUAACUGUAAAACCCGAUCCUGAUGCAGAUUUCGAAGUUAGUCCUAGACCAAGACUAGAAGAAGAAGUGACUCCUAUCGUUAGAACUAAGAAAAGGAAAUAUAGACAUGAAGUUAAUGUAAAGACAUCUAAGAACGGGUCAGAAUUUGAAAAACUAUUAAAGACACCAGAAUGGAAAAUUGUUAUGAAUAAGAGGAAAAUUAAAAAAAAAGCUUGAAUAAAACCAUAAAAGGAGAGGAUUUUUUUUUUCUAUCCAACCAAAUAUGAAUUAUAUAGCAUGCGAUUAUUUUUUUUUUUUU
Cokeromyces recurvatus is the source of this 716-nucleotide messenger RNA. RefSeq lists its product as uncharacterized. The coding region runs from base 17 to 634 and encodes 205 amino acids. Lineage: Eukaryota; Fungi; Mucoromycota; Mucoromycetes; Mucorales; Mucoraceae. The record is from RefSeq and is a predicted model, not a curated record. The transcript has 3 exons.